CCAGCUUCUGUUUCUAGUGGUUGAUUUGGGGAAGUUGGUCAAGAACUUCAGAUACCAUCUGUGCUAUCUGCUCCUGUGGUGCCUAUGCCUUCUGCUCCACUUCAAAAAUCUUUCACUGGACUGGCAACUUUUCCAGCAGAAAAAUAAAGAAAAGAAGACCCCAGCCUACUGAUGCUGCUAGUUACUCCAUUAGCUCAAGAGAGGACUGUGUAGUACAUCCUAAAGAUCUCACCUGUCUGAUGAUCCUUGUGGGGCAACAUGAAUCCCACAAUCCCAAAUCUGAUAUGGCUCCUUCUUCUGGCUUAUGGUACUUCAGAAACUCAUGCUGAGAGCAAAUAUCCCAGAACCAUGCCAUGUGAUGUCAGUGAGAAUAACUCCUCCAUCAUUUUUGACUGCAGUGCCCGUGAAUUGAGAAGUGUGCCUCCCGCAAUGGAUGGUAAUGUAACAGAAUUAAAGCUCUCAGACAACCUUAUAAAGGAGGUAUUUAAAAAAUCUUUUCAGGGCCUGAAUAAUCUGAUGAAAAUAGAUCUAAACAGGAACCAGUAUUCUGAGGCAGGGGAAGAGGUUCAUGAUUUGUGUAAAAAAGGAAUGGUCAUUGAAGAUGGAGCUUUUGCUAACUUAACAAAGCUACGGGAAUUACUAGUUGAUGAAAACUGCCUGUGUAAAAUACCAGUUGGGAUGCCAUUGUCCUUAACCUCACUGCAUUUGAGCUAUAACAGCAUCCUCUCUGUCUAUCAGAAAAAUUUUUCAGAACUCACACAAUUGAAGGAACUCUAUAUGGACGGGAACUGUUAUUAUGGCAAUCCCUGUGAAAAACCUUUCCUUGCAGACAACGGGGCUUUCUCAGACCUCACUAUUUUGAUAGUCCUGUCACUCUCCUUCAACAACCUGACCCGAGUUCCAAGCAACCUGCCUCCUUCUCUAAGGAAACUUUACCUCAGCAACAACAAGAUCAAAACCAUCAACCGGGAUGAUUUGAAUGAACUGUCUAAUAUAGAAGUCCUUGAUUUAAGUGGGAACUGUCCAAGGUGCUAUAAUGCCCCCUACCCAUGUGAACCUUGUAGUGGGGACUCUGCCAUUGAAAUACAUCCUCUUGCUUUCCAGGAUCUGAAAAAUUUACAGAACUUAAACCUCUCCAGCACCUCUCUCACUAGCAUCCCUGCCAGUUGGUUUUAUAACACAACACAGUUAAAGGUGCUAUAUCUUGAAUUUAACUAUUUAAUAGAGGAAAUAGCUUCUGGAGAGUUUUUACUCCAGCUACCUCAUUUGGAGGUGCUAGAUUUAUCUUUUAACUAUGCCAGGAAAUCAUACCCCAGGUAUAUAAAUAUUUCAGACAAGUUCUCCAGCCUGGUCUCUCUUCAGCAACUUCAUCUAAGAGGUUAUGUGUUCAAGGAACUUAAAAGCCAACACCUUCAGCCCCUCAUAAAGCUUACCAAACUGCACACCCUCAAUUUUGGAGUCAACUUUAUCAAGCAAAUUGAUCUCAGUGUGUUUCAUCUCUUUGCAAAUCUGACUAUAAUUUCUUUGUCUGACAACAGGAUAUCGCCUCUAGUAGAUGGCAAUAAUAACAGUGUCAUUAGAGGAGAAUCAGUCCAAAAUCAUGUCAUUCGAAGUCGUUCCACAGAUACUGAACUUGAGCCAUCAGUAAAUAGUAUGUUACUGGCAGAAGGCAAACCCAGUAGUAGUGUGAUUCCCAUUUUUCAUUUAAUCAAACCUCAGUGUAGCAUGUAUGGUAAAUCAUUAGAUCUGAGCUUAAAUAGUAUUUUUUUCAUUGACCAACAACAAUUUAAAGAUUUCCAUGAAAUAGCCUGUUUGAAUUUGUCCUCAAAUGGCAUUGGCCAAGCAUUGAAUGGCACAGAAUUUAUCUUUCUGCCUAAUCUCAAAUAUUUAGAUCUGUCUUUUAAUAAACUUGAUUUGGCUUAUCGAUAUGCAUUUUAUGAAUUGCCUAAACUAGAAGUACUGGACCUCAGCUACAACGUGCACUAUUUUAUUGUGUCAAGGAUAACACACAGAUUGGGAUUUACUGAAAAUCUUCCACAUCUAAAAGUUUUAAAUUUAAGUUACAAUGAAAUUUUUACACUCACAGAGCCCAAUCUAACGAGCAGCUCCCUGAAAGAGUUAGUGUUCAAGGGAAACCGCCUCGAUAUUUUAUGGAAAAAUGGAGAUAACAGAUACAUAAAUAUUUUUAAAAACAUCUACAACCUGACUCAUCUUGACAUAUCCCACAACAGACUUCAUGAAAUUCCUACCAAGGCAUUCCUUGGCCUGCCACUAAGUCUCACUGAGCUCCACAUAAACAACAAUGAAUUAAAGCACUUUGACUGGACAGCCCUGCAACAAUUUCAGAACCUCACAUUACUGGAUCUCAGCUCAAAUGCCUUGUCCUUUGUGACUGAUAAUCUUGCAAACUGCACAGCUUCUCUUCAGCGACUAUUCCUUCAACACAAUAAGAUUUCGCAGCUUGCUGAUGGAUUUUUCCACAGAGCCAGCAGCCUCCUGCACCUUGAUUUAAGUUACAACCAGCUGCCUUCCAUAAACCAGUCAAUACCUCAGUCGGAAAACUUAAUUCAUAUACAACUUUUGGACUUACAAGGAAACCCUUUUGAGUGCACCUGUGCAACUGUUGAUUUCAUACACUGGAUAAACUAUUAUAUUAAUAUUAGUAUCCCACGACUGGCAACGGAUGUCAUUUGUGCAACACCUGGAGAUCAAAGAGGGAAGAGCAUCAUAAGUUUAGACUUAUAUGCCUGUACUUUGGAUACGGUUGCAGCAAUAUGCUUUUCUUUAUCAUUCUUUAUUAUUUUGACUGUGAUGACAACAGCUAUCACGAAACACUUAUUUUAUUGGGAUGCCUGGUAUAUUUACUAUUUUUGGACAGCAAAACUAAAAGGAUAUAAAUCUCUUGGCAUGACCAAAGCUCUGUAUGAUGCUUACAUCGCGUACGACACUGAGGAUAUAACAGUAACUGACUGGGUAAUAAAUGAACUACGGUUUCAUCUAGAGGAAAGUGAAGACAAGCAAGUUCUGCUUUGCUUGGAGGACAGAGACUGGGAGCCAGGAAAGGCUGUCAUUGACAACCUUGCACAGAGCAUCCAACACAGCAGAAAGACAGUAUUUGUUCUAACCGAAAGAUAUGUAAAAAAUGGGAACUUCAAAACAGCUUUUUAUAUAGCUCUGCAGAGAUUAAUGGAUGAGAAUAGAGAUGUGAUUGUCUUUAUUCUACUGGAACCAGUCUUGCAGCAUUCCCGGUACCUGAGGCUAAGGAGAAGGAUCUGCAAGAGCUCUGUUCUUGACUGGCCUAAGAAUCCAAACGCUGAAGGCCUGUUCUGGCAAAAUCUAAAAAGUGUAGUGCUAACAGAAAAUUAUAAAGGAUUGUACACAGAUUCCAUUAAAUGAAACAACACAGAGAAAAAUGACUUCCUUGAGGCAGAUACUCAGAUAUCUUUGUAUUGAGCCAAUACCAAUGUUGAGUACAUAAUUAGAAUUUGGUUAAAACAGUAUCACUGGAAGUGUUGAUUUUCCACUAAAGUGUCUGAGGAAGUUUGCAGGAAACAAACAUUACAGUAUUUUGGCCUUGAUUCAUGCCAGUUAUAAGUUAUAUGGCAGGCAAGUGGAAGAUCAUAUCCAUAGAUACUAUGCAGUACUGAUGAUCUGUAUAAAUUGUUUGUCAGUACUUGCCAGGUAUCACCACUAAUUACACAUGUAAUUAGCCAUUGUGAAUUGUAUUUUUAACACUGUGGAGGCUCUGUAACUAUCUAAUUGGUCAGUAAGAAUAAAGGACAGUCUUAUCCUUGGCUACCUUUUAAUUAAACACUUUUUAUACUUCAGUACACUGAUAAUUAACAACAAAAGCUGGGGCUUCGAAGGGACACUUUCAAGGAGAGUAGUGGUACUUCCCUGUGUGUUUUAGCCUUCUGCUGAUUUAGAAUGUUUGCUUCUUAAAGAUCCAUUUUUUUAUUUCUUCAUACCUAUUAUACAUGUGGAAAUUAUAUACAUGCUGUGACUUCCUUGCCUAACCUAGGCUAUUAGCUUCUUUCUCCAAAAUCAAUUAUCCAUGCUUGUGUAACUCACACACACUCACACGUCUAGAUU
Pelodiscus sinensis (Chinese soft-shelled turtle) is the source of this 4092-nucleotide messenger RNA. RefSeq names its product toll like receptor 8 (gene TLR8). Gene Ontology annotation, biological process: positive regulation of interleukin-6 production; toll-like receptor signaling pathway; canonical NF-kappaB signal transduction. The record is from RefSeq and is a predicted model, not a curated record. Lineage: Eukaryota; Metazoa; Chordata; Testudines; Trionychidae. Gene Ontology annotation, cellular component: plasma membrane. Gene Ontology annotation, molecular function: protein binding; pattern recognition receptor activity.